Messenger RNA from Rhagoletis pomonella (apple maggot), 1068 nucleotides. RefSeq lists its product as uncharacterized. The transcript has 2 exons. Lineage: Eukaryota; Metazoa; Arthropoda; Insecta; Diptera; Tephritidae. The record is from RefSeq and is a predicted model, not a curated record. The coding region runs from base 316 to 657 and encodes 113 amino acids.
AGUUUUUUUCCUUCCCAUUGUCUUUUCUCAAUAUUGUUAUACCGUUUAUUUAUUUAAAUAGUCGCUACUAAGCACUGUAUAACACUCCUCUCUACCGAUGUUUGGAUAAAGAAAUGUGUUCGCCCUCUUAUAUAUAUCCGACAAGAACAUUCCAGAAUUUACUGGAAAAGAUUUCCCAUUACUUCUACCUCUGACGACAAUGCAUAUGUAUAUGUAUACGUGCAAUUAUAGCGUAAUUCCUUAGAAAAGCGAAAAAACAUCUUUCAUACAACGCCCUAAAAAGAUUUCAGGAUAAGCUGUUGUGAGUGAUCACGAAUGGAGCACCCGCAUCGUUUAUCUCAUUUAUGGAAAUUCCAACUAAACCACACAGCUCCACACUUAGCGAAAUGCAGUUUGAAGAAAAAUUCACUACCUGCUACAACGGAUGAGAGAAACAAAAAGAUGACAACAGCAUUUGCACAACACUUGACGAAGCACGAACACUUUGCGGACUUUGGGAAUACGAGAAUUUUGGACAUCGAAAGAGGGGUAAAAAGGAGAAUGACAUUAGAAAGCCUACGUAUACAACAACAAAUAGACAAUGCGAUCAACUUUAAAGAGGACGUGGAUAACACCAACAAAGUGUAUGCAGCUGUAAUCAAUAACAAAUAUAAAUAAGAAUAUAGGAUUGGAAUUUGGUAAUAUUGUGAAAAGAUACUUAAAAUGGUGCUAACGUUUAUCGUUUGAUAAAAAAAUUUUGUCAAUAAUAUUUAUGUAAAUGUGAGUUCAAAGUCAGAAUUAGUGUAAAGUAAUUGUCGCUAACAAUGUUUAUUGUUCUUGCAUCAGCGAAUUUUACUUGCUAAUCAUGCUUAUUUGGUUAUUUGUUUUUAUUUUUCGAAUAAAGACUCCCUGAUGAAGACGCGAGAGCGUUGAAACGCGUAGGAGGGUAAAAGGAAAAUUAAAAAAAAAAUUGCUUUUUUAACUCUAUCGGCCGAAGCAGCUCCAACUCAGCAAACAUAACAAAUAAGAAUUUGGCCCAAAUAUUUAUAAUUAAAUAAAUUUCAAUUUCAAAAAGGCAUUCCAAAAGCA